AUGAGGAAGUACAAAAACUACGAGGAGGCCUUGUGCUACAUUGGGAGACUUCCCUUCGAGCAGUCAGAGAGCAACAUGAAGCGCUACGGCAAGACCCUGAUCCACCACGUCCCCGACGGCACCACGCUGCACCUCAAGGGCCUGUAUGGAACUUGUACCUUUAUCUCCCAGGCCAAUUCAGAGGAGUUCCUCCCUGUGUUUGCUAAUAACCCGCAGGAGCUAAGGGCCUUCCUGGAGCACAUCAUCAAGGUGGAGCCCUUCUUCUCUCAGGGGGUGUACGACAUGCUGCUAGUGCUACGGCUGCAGGACUGGGCACAUGAACAAGACCCUGAGAGGAAUAAGGUCCUGCAGGGGGCAGCACUGUCCUUGUUGAGGAGAGACAACACCGUAUUUGACAAGGCCCUCGUCCUGUGCCAGAUGCACAACUUCAAAGAUGGGGUCCUGUACCUCUAUGAGAAGGGAAAGCUGUACCAGCAGAUCAUGCACUACCACAUGCAGAAUGAGGAGUACAGCAAAGUGGUGGAGGCCUGCUCCCAGCGCUACGGUGACCAGGAAGUGUGCCUGUGGGAGCAGGCGCUGGGCUACUUUGCCCGCAAAGAGGAGAACUGCAAGGCCUACAUCAGCCAAGUCCUGCAGUACAUCGACCAGAACAAUCUGAUGCCUCCCUUAUUGGUGGUGCAGACGCUGGCACACAACUCCACGGCCACGCCGUCAGUCAUCAAGGACUACCUCAUCAACAAGCUGCAGAGGGAGACACAGCAGAUCGAGGAUGACGAGCGCAAGAUCCGCCAGUACCGUGAGGAGACGGCCCACCUCCGCACCGAGAUCCAGGAGCUCAGAAGCAGCGCCUGACUCUACACCCACAUCUCCUUGGGGAGUUUUGACAUAUCAUGGAGUCAGCAGGAGCUGACGUGCCCACCCCGUCUAUGGAGGAGCGUGUGCAACAACAUAUUACACUGUUUGGGGACAGCUAUGGAUCAGGUGUUGGUGAGGGACCAUUACCUAGAGUUCACCCGCCGCUUCCGGGCGGUGUUCGAUCACCCAUCCGAGGGCAGAGCGGCGGGUGAACGGCUGUUUCACUUAAGGCAGGAGACGAGGAGUGCACAGGAUUUCGAGCAGGAGUUCCGGACCCUGGCCGCUGGUGCGGGAUGAAAUGACAGGGCCCUGGUGGACCAUUAUAGGUGUAGCCUGCGGGAGGACGUCCGCAGGGAGCUAGCCUGUCGUGACACUACUCUCACUCUGGACCAGCUAAUAGACAUGUCCAUCAGGCUGGACAACUUGCUGGCUGCUCGCGGGCGUUCUGAUCAGGGUCUGUUCGUUCCACCCCCCAGCGCUCCUGCUCCGACACCCAUGGAGGUAGGGGGUGCUGCUGCUAGGGCCACCGGAGGAGGAGCCUCCUCCUGCACCAGUUGUGGUCGGAGAGGACACACUGCUGACCGGUGCUGGAGGAGCUCGUCUGGGAGUCGAGAGGGCAGGCAGAGCAUGACUCGAACACCUCAGGCAGGCCUGAAGUCCCAGGAGAAGGUAUAUGGGCUAUAUUAAACAAACCCAUACAGUUUUCUGGAUCCAGUAUACCUUUGAAACUAAUCAAAACAGUGGAAUGGCGUCACAAAAGUGGAAACUCCCAGACAUUCUGUCUUCUCCAUAAAAUGGAUGGGAACAUCACCAACAUAUUCCCUGCAUGCAAUGGCACUGCACACUUCCUUUCCCACAAUAAAACCUUUGUUCUAUACUCAGUGAGGGCAGAGGAUGAAGGUGUCUAUGAAGAAAGAGUGAUUUAUAAGAAUAACACUAUGGUCUCAUUAAAUAUAUCACUGUCAAUCAUUUCUCCUCCCUCCACCCUGCACAUCAGCGUAAACUUAUCCCACCCGCUGCUAACAAUGACCUGUGAGGUCAAGGGGUCAAACCUCUCCUAUUGUUGGCUGAAGGAUGACCAGCCCUUCCUCACGGAUUCCAGAUUGUUAUUGGGUGAGAGAAACCAAACCUUACAGGUGAACAACCUGACCAAGGCUGACUGUGGGAAAUACACCUGCUUGGUGGCCAACAAGGCAGGCCUGUCACGGGGCCACUUCCAACUCACAGAUAACCAAUCCUCUGUGUGUAAGGAUGGAAUUGUCCGAGCCACACUGCCGAUAGGCCAGAGAGAAGUUCUAAUCAUGGUAAUAUUGGGCAUCUGCAUAUUCGGCCUGCUCAUCAUCAUUGCCUGCAUCAGGAGAUAUCACCAGG
This is a messenger RNA of Oncorhynchus kisutch (coho salmon), 2226 nucleotides long. Its product is annotated as vacuolar protein sorting-associated protein 11 homolog. Gene Ontology annotation, cellular component: HOPS complex; endosome. Lineage: Eukaryota; Metazoa; Chordata; Actinopteri; Salmoniformes; Salmonidae. The transcript is spliced from 10 exons. The record is from RefSeq and is a predicted model, not a curated record. Gene Ontology annotation, molecular function: protein-macromolecule adaptor activity. The coding region runs from base 1 to 852 and encodes 283 amino acids. Gene Ontology annotation, biological process: organelle fusion; endosome organization; vesicle-mediated transport.